Messenger RNA from Gamsiella multidivaricata, 1126 nucleotides. Its product is annotated as WD40-repeat-containing domain protein. The record is from RefSeq and is a predicted model, not a curated record. Gene Ontology annotation, cellular component: cytoplasm; eukaryotic translation initiation factor 3 complex, eIF3m. Gene Ontology annotation, molecular function: translation initiation factor activity; protein binding; RNA binding. Gene Ontology annotation, biological process: cytoplasmic translational initiation. NCBI's taxonomy places the organism in Eukaryota, Fungi, Mortierellomycota, Mortierellomycetes, Mortierellales, Mortierellaceae. The transcript is spliced from 5 exons. The coding region runs from base 47 to 1030 and encodes 327 amino acids.
GCAUCAGUGACAUCCUCUCCACUACACAGCACAUCACAUCUCCGCCAUGCGUCCCAUUUUGCUUCAGGGCCACGAGCGUUCGCUCACCCAAAUCAAAUACAACCGUGAGGGAGAUCUGCUCUUCUCCGCGUCCAAGGAUCAUGUCAUCAAUGCCUGGUUCUCCCACAAUGGCGAGCGCCUCGGCACAUAUGAAGGACACGUUGGUGCUGUCUGGACGGUUGAUGUCAACUCGACCACAACUCUCUUGGUCUCUGGAUCGGCCGACAACACUGCCAAGCUGUGGGAUGUCUCGAACGGAAAGUGCUUAAAGUCAUGGGAGUUCAACACCGCCGUCAGACGUGUUCAGUUUUCAGAGGAUGACAAGAAGGUUCUGCUGGUCACUGAGCCUCGUAUGGGUUACCCUGCCACUCUCCAGAUCUUCAACGUCGAGAACGGUGUCACUGAGAAUGUUUCGUCUGAACCUUUGAACGUCUUCCACCCCGAUGGACCCAAGAUCACUGUUGCCGCUUGGGGACCCCUGGACAGAUACAUUGUCGUUGGCCGUGAGAACGGCUCUGUUGCCUUGAUGGAUCCUCAGACUGGAGACUACAUCAGCACCAACAAGGUCCACGAGCUCACGUUGACUGAUCUCCAGAUGUCGACAGACCGUACCUACUUCAUCACUGCUUCCAAGGACAAGUCUUCCAAGAUUAUCGAGACCGAGUCAUUGGAGGUUCUGAAGACGUACACAACGGAUACGCCCCUGAACUCUGCGGCGAUUAUGCCCAAGGUUCAGGAGUUUGUGGUGGUCGGAGGAGGACAGGAGGCCAUGGAUGUCACAAGGACCAGCAGCCGACAGGGCAAGUUCGAGUGCCGUUUCUGGCACAAGAUUCUGGAGGAGGAAGUCGGACGUGUCCGUGGACAUUUCGGUCCCAUCAACACGAUCGCUAUCCACCCCGAUGGACGUUCCUUCGCCAGUGGCGGAGAGGAUGGUUAUGUCCGUGUGCAUCAUUUCGACGACGACUUUUUCACCUUCAAGUUCCAGAUCUAAAAAUCGCAUCGUUUUUUUUUCUCUCGGUUACCUGCUUUCCCCCUCUUUUUCCUUGCUUUACAAUAAAGUCAUGGCAUAAUCCGCCUUUCAAGUCAA